Molecule: messenger RNA, 1317 nt
Organism: Branchiostoma belcheri (Belcher's lancelet)
Lineage: Eukaryota; Metazoa; Chordata; Leptocardii; Amphioxiformes; Branchiostomatidae
Product: glycosyltransferase-like domain-containing protein 1
Exons: 7
Molecular function (GO): glycosyltransferase activity
Source: RefSeq, a predicted model, not a curated record
UUUGUUUUGCCCUCCAGUCUGGUAGCUGAUGUUGUCCUCUUCAACUCCCAGUACAACCAGGACUCCUUCUUAUCAUCCAUCAAAACCCACCUCAACAUCAUACCAGACUGCCGGCCCAAGGGUCUGUCUGAACAGAUCAGACCAAAAUGUCAGGUUCUCUAUUUUCCCAUCAACUUCCCCGCACAUUGGAGACACUGCUACACAACAGGUGUCGGAACAAGUUCUGCUGCCUCAGGGCACAAGCUCUCUUCUGUGGAUCAAACUGGCACAGCCUGUGGAGGGAAACUCUAUAGUGUUUAUGAUACAGGCACCAGUUGUUUAGGGCAGCUCUCUAAAGCUGACUGUGCAGAAACUUUAUCAGAUGUGGACACGAUGGAUGACUUUGCUUCAGAAACAGGGAAAAGUGAUGAAGAUAAUACUCAGCUCACUGCUACAUCUGAUUUAAAUAAUCAUUGCAAGAUGUUAACUGUGAAGUCUUCAGUAAAUGGUAAGAAGUUGAGGACAAGUCAGCAAGGAAUGAGCACACAAGGAGAAAUACCUUCAAGUGUAGGGAGCUGUGUAAAAAGUGACCAGAACCUUUCUAACGAGAACGGGAAACCUAGUGGUGACCAUGAGAACUGUAGGUCUGAUGCUGAUCAGCAGAGUUGCUUGAUGAUGAGAAGUACGGGUAAAGAUGGACCACUGCACAUUGUGUGGCCACAUCGCUGGGAACAUGACAAGAACCCAGACUUGUUUUUCCAGACACUGUUCCAGCUGAAGGAGGAAGGUUGCUGCUUCAUUGUGUCUGUACUUGGGCAGGAGUACACUGAUGUACCUGAUAUAUUUACUGAGGCAGCAGAGAGACUGAAAGAGCAAAUUCAUCAAUGGGGACAUCUGGCAGCUAAGGAGGAUUACUACAGGCUGUUACAUCAGGCUGAUGUGGUGGUUUCCACUGCAGACCAUGAGUUUUAUGGGGUCUCCAUGUUGGAGGCAGUUUACUGUGGAUGUUACCCUCUCUGUCCUAACAGACUGGUCUAUCCUGAAAUCUUCCCCAAGGAGUGCCUGUAUAACACACCACAACAGCUGAAGAAAAGGUUGAGGGAUUUCUGCAGAAGACCACAGCUAGCAAGGAAACACUCAAUAAGUCUUGGGAUACAUCAGUACAGUUGGGAGGGCCUGGCAGAGGAGUAUAAGAGACUCUUGCAGUAAUGUUGAAAGAAUCUGGAAGGCACAUCAGAGAUUCCUGCUGUGUUGUGAUGUCCCACUGCCACACAGCGAACACCACGAUGAUGAAAACUCCCACCACCAGCACAGGAAGACCUGCAACAGGAAUGAUAA